CCACGGACUAGCCCCUCCUGUUCUCCUGGAAGCCCCUCCUCUCGGAUAUGACGCACCGGAGAAGUCUCCAGAUUUCCUGUGUUCCCCUCUGCAGCAGAUCGGCUGCCAGGACCGACCCGGAAUCGAGUCUCGGGGUCCGAGACAGACUGCACACAGCGACCGGGGAGCCGACAGCCAGCGCCGCUGCGAGAGUGACUCUUCACCGCAGCAUUGAUAGCAGAUGAGUGUGCGGGGAGCUGUGCUGCUGUUCCUAGACCCUCUGACAAAGGCUGCUGGGAGUUGUAGUUUUCCUGACCUGGACCUUGUGUGAGGGAGAGAGGAGAGGAGAGGAGAGGAGAGAGAGAGAACGUUUUGCACUAUUAUCAGAGGGCGUUGGUGGCACGCCUAUUAUGUCAGUGGACAUGAACAGCCAGGGCUCCGAGAGUAACGAGGAUUUCGAUGGCAAUUCAGAGGAGGAGGAGGAGGAGGAAGAGGACCCGGGGGACAUCGCCGAUUAUUACGAGGGUGUCGCGGGAGACAUGGAGCAGCAGGGGGCUGACGCCUUCGACCCCGAGGAGUACCUGUUCACCUGCCUCACCUACCGGGAGAGCCAGAGAGUGCUGAGCGAGCAGGUGAACAGCAUGGCCUCCACACUCAAGGUCCUGCCUGCAGUAGCUAAACUGGUCUUAGUGCACUUCCACUGGCAGCUGACUGAUAUCCUGGAGAGGCACAAGUCCAACUCUGCACAGCUGCUGCUGGACGCACACGUGCAGCCCGCCCCCUGUAACCCUGUGAGUGCGCACGCUGCGCCCCCUCACUCCUCUCUGCACUGCGGAGUCUGUCUGCAGCUCGUCAGGAAGGAGAGCCUGCUCGCCCUGCCCUGCCAGCACCCCUUCUGCAAGAGCUGCUGGGAGCAGCACUCCACUGUGCUGGUCAAGGACGGGGUGGGAGUCGGAAUCUCCUGCAUGGCGCAGGAGUGCCCGCUGCGCAUGCCAGAGGACUUUGUGCUCCCGCUGCUGCCAAGCGAAGAGCUGAGAGAGAAAUACCGGCGCUACCUCUUCAGGGACUCCGUGGAGAGUCACUACCAGCUGCAGCUGUGUCCGGGAGCGGACUGCCCCAUCGUGAUCCAGGUGCAGGAGCCGCGGGCUCGCAGAGUGCAGUGCAGCCGCUGCAGCGAGGUCUUCUGUUUCAAGUGUCGCCAGAUGUACCACGCCCCCACGGACUGCACAACCAUCAGGAAGUGGCUGACGAAGUGUGCCGACGACUCGGAAACAGCCAACUACAUCAGCGCACACACGAAAGAUUGCCCCAAGUGUAAUAUCUGCAUUGAGAAGAACGGCGGCUGCAAUCACAUGCAAUGCUCCAAAUGCAAACAUGAUUUCUGCUGGAUGUGCCUGGGCGACUGGAAGACUCACGGCAGCGAGUAUUACGAGUGCAGCCGCUACAAAGAGAACCCUGACAUCGUGAACCAGAGCCAGCAGGCGCAGGCCCGCGAGGCGCUCAAGAAAUACCUCUUCUACUUCGAGAGGUGGGAAAAUCACAACAAGAGCAUGCAGCUGGAGGCACAGACCUACCAGAGGAUCCAGGAGAAGAUCCAGGAGAGAGUCAUGAACAACCUGGGCACCUGGAUCGACUGGCAGUACCUGCAGAACGCAGCCAAGCUGCUAGCCAAGUGCCGAUACACCCUGCAGUACACCUAUCCCUACGCAUACUACAUGGAGUCCGGCUCCCGUAAGAAGCUGUUUGAGUACCAGCAGGCCCAGCUGGAGGCGGAGAUUGAGAAUCUGUCCUGGAAGGUGGAACGAGCCGACAGCUACGAGCGCGGAGUGAGCCUCACCGAGGGGGAGCUGUCCAGCUGCGACAGAGGGGAUUUAGAGAAUCAGAUGCACAUCGCAGAGCAGAGGAGACGGACGCUGCUGAAAGACUUCCACGACACCUGAGCCCUGAGCGAGCGAGAGGGACAGACAGACAGACAGACACAGAGGUCUUGCGACACAGAGGCCCAGACAGCACGCCAGGCUGCAGGACACACACCCCUCCUCUUCAUCCCUCUUUUUCUCAUCUUUCACUUUCUAGAUACCUGACUUCUGUGUGCCUCCCCUCACUGUAGUAAACUGCAGUAUUGACGCUGAUGUGCUGUAGUAAACUGCAGUAUUGACGCUGAUGUGCUGUAGUAAACUGCAGUAUUGACGCUGAUGUGCUGUAGUAAACUGCAGUAUUGACGCUGAUGUGCUGUAGUAAACUGCAGUGUUUUGGACACAAUGUGCCGUUUGUUCAUUUUUUUGAGGGUUUAUUAUUUAUCUUUUUAAUAAGAAAAAAAAAGGAAGCUAUGAAUGUUUAUAAAACUAGAAACGGAUCCAGCGUGAUGCUGUGUUUCACCUCCACUCAUCUCCUGGACUGUGGCUUAACUUUGCAUUGGAGCCAAAUCUGGAAAACCUAGCCUGGAUUUCUAAUGUAGUAAUUGUGCAGUACAGUGCAGUAUACUGCAUUGACAGACAGACCAGCCCCUCCAUAGUGAUUGCAUUGACAGACAGACUAGCCCCUCCAUAGUGAUGGCAUUGACAGACAGACCGACCAGCCUCUCCAUAGUGAUUGCAUUGACAGACAGACUAGCCCCUCCAUAGUGAUCGCAUUGACAGACAGACCAGCCCCUCCAUAGUGAUGGCAUUGACAGACAGACCAGCCCCUCCAUAGUGAUGGCAUUGACAGACAGACUAGCCCCUCCAUAGUGAUGGCAUUGACAGACAGACCAGCCCCUCCAUAGUGAUUGCAUUGACAGACAGACCAGCCCCUCCAUAGUGAUCGCAUUGACAGACAGACUAGCCCCUCCAUAGUGAUUGCAUUGACAGACAGACUAGCUCCUCCAUAGUGAUUGCAUUGACAGACAGACUAGCCCCUCCAUAGUGAUUGCAUUGACAGACAGACCAGCCCCUCCAUAGUGAUUGCAUUGACAGACAGACUAGCCCCUCCAUAGUGAUUGCAUUGACAGACAGUCUGCUUUCUGUCUGUGUUAAGCACUCCCUAUGCUUCAUUUAGAGAGGCUAAAGAAACGUUCAGAUUUAUUUGUUCCUGGUUUCUGACAGUAUCAGUAUUGAGUGUGUCAUGGCUGCAGUAUUGGCAUGGUGUCCAUCCCACUGCAGUAUCUCACCCUCCUGUCUCUCUCUGUGUCCUCUCUCUGUCUCCUGUCUCUCUCUGUGUCCUCUCUCUGUCUCCUGUCUCUCUCUCUUUCUCUUUCUCUCUCACCUGCUUUCUUCUCUUUUGGUUUUUCUUUCUUUUGAAAAUGGCUGUUUCAUAGUAUUAGGUCAUUGAAAAACACUUGUAAUUUUCAAAAGUUGUACAUGAAUACAGAACUAGAAUAACAGAAAACAACAUUUUUAAAAGUUUGCUGGCUGAGUGUGUUUUGUUCAGGUGUUUUAAGAACAAGAAUAAAAAAAACAAACAUAAGAACUUGAAAAUAGAUUUAGAAAUGCUGAAAGAAACUCUCGUAAAUUCAAAGGCAGACAUUUCAAACUCCCUCUUUCAAGUUUAUUUCAGUAUUUCUGAAUCUACCACUGUUGAGUGUUUUAGUUAUGGAUGCAACUUGACAAUAAAACGAAUUCUGUGUUGUUAAAGUUUA
Messenger RNA from Acipenser ruthenus (sterlet), 3595 nucleotides. Its product is annotated as E3 ubiquitin-protein ligase ARIH2. The transcript has 15 exons. Gene Ontology annotation, biological process: positive regulation of proteasomal ubiquitin-dependent protein catabolic process; protein polyubiquitination; ubiquitin-dependent protein catabolic process. Bases 390 to 1919 code for a protein of 509 amino acids. Gene Ontology annotation, cellular component: cytoplasm; ubiquitin ligase complex. Gene Ontology annotation, molecular function: ubiquitin conjugating enzyme binding; zinc ion binding; ubiquitin protein ligase activity. NCBI's taxonomy places the organism in Eukaryota, Metazoa, Chordata, Actinopteri, Acipenseriformes, Acipenseridae. The record is from RefSeq and is a predicted model, not a curated record.